UGCAGGCAACGAGAAGAAAUUUUUAGUGCUAAACCAUUCCUGCCGCCUUCAAUUUUCUGCGUCGGAGGUGAUCUGGCAGAUGAAGCCUUAUCGCGAUAAUUGUAGGAAUCCGCACACUGACCUCGGCUUCCCCGUCAGCCCGUAUCCUCUGAAUCCUCUUGAUUUGUGCUCCUCUCUUCGGCAGUGAUCGGCAAUGGAAAUUGCAAGAAACGCCGUGUUUGCACCUUGCCCCACCCUCCCGGCCCCGCCCCGCUUGUUUCUGACGCCGGUGGUGGUGAGGUUCUGCGGCGGCCGGAGGGAAUUGGUGGCGGCGGCUUCGCUGGACAAAGAAGGGGUUGGAGGUGAAGGUGGCCGCGCCGCUUGGAGGAACCUCAGUAUGGCCAGUUCUAACUAUGUGGUUCCACUUGACGUGCAGACACCGGGUCUCAUUCGCCCUCUUGCAGAGAUCCUGCGCGACCUCAACCGGCGGGUUUCGGAGAAGAUCAUCAGCCCUGAAAAUAACUCCAUUCCAUGGUAUCAUGCAAACAGAAUGCUGAGCUUCUAUGCUCCAGGCUGGUGUGGAGAAGUACGUGAUGUAAUAUUCUCCGAUGACAGAAGCGUAACAGUGGUGUACCGUGUCACAGUACGAGGAUCAGAUGGAGAGGCACACCGUGAAUCUACAGGAACAGUGUCCUUAAGAGAUAGCCAGUUUGAAGAUCCCGUUGCUGCUGCAGAAGAAUUAGCUUUCUGUAGAGCCUCUGCCCGGUUUGGCUUUGGCUUGCAUCUCUACCAUGAAGAUUAUUAGGCUGUUUUGUUUAGCUGGAAAGAGAGUAUUUUAUUUUUUCUGAAACUGGGCUGCAUUGUCAUAUUAAAGCAUGUUAGAAAUAUUUACUGUAAAUAUGAAUCUUGCUUUUUAAUUGGUUGUGUGGGUUUGUUGUUAGGCUUAUGGAAUUAAAUACCUUUUUUUUUUAUU
This is a messenger RNA of Phalaenopsis equestris, 952 nucleotides long. Its product is annotated as DNA repair RAD52-like protein 2, chloroplastic. Gene Ontology annotation, molecular function: DNA binding. The record is from RefSeq and is a predicted model, not a curated record. The coding region runs from base 194 to 784 and encodes 196 amino acids. Lineage: Eukaryota; Viridiplantae; Streptophyta; Magnoliopsida; Asparagales; Orchidaceae. Gene Ontology annotation, biological process: double-strand break repair via homologous recombination. The transcript is spliced from 4 exons.